Messenger RNA from Knipowitschia caucasica, 315 nucleotides. NCBI's taxonomy places the organism in Eukaryota, Metazoa, Chordata, Actinopteri, Gobiiformes, Gobiidae. The record is from the annotation of a GenBank genome assembly.
AUGUCAAGAAAAGUGAAAGUUACAGAAAAUCAACCUGUGUGGACCCUGUGUGGACCCUGUGUGGACCCUGUGUGGACCCUGUGUGGACCCUGUGUGGACCCUGUGUGGACCCUGUGUGGACCCAGUGUGGACCCAGUGUGGACCCAGUGUGGACCCAGUGUGGACCCAGUGUGGACCCUGUGUGGACCCUGUGUGGACCCUGUGUGGACCCUGUGUGGACCCUGUGUGGACCCUGUGUGGACCCUGUGUGGACCCUGUGUGGACCCUGUGUGGACCCUGUGUGGACCCUGUGUGGUGGAUGGUGUGGCUUUUUAG